This is a messenger RNA of Cutaneotrichosporon oleaginosum, 848 nucleotides long. RefSeq lists its product as uncharacterized. Gene Ontology annotation, cellular component: cytoplasm. The record is from RefSeq and is a predicted model, not a curated record. Gene Ontology annotation, molecular function: calcium ion binding. NCBI's taxonomy places the organism in Eukaryota, Fungi, Basidiomycota, Tremellomycetes, Trichosporonales, Trichosporonaceae.
CCAGGCUCUGCCACACCCCACCCACCCAACACAAAACGUUUCCAACCAACACCUCUCCUCAUCUCUCUACAUCUCUAAAAUCUAAUUCAACCACCCACCAAAAGUCCUAGCCAACAUGCUCGUUUUUGAGGACGUCCUUACCGGCGACGAGAUGCUCUCGGACGCGUACGACAUCAAGACUGUCGACGACGUUGUCUACGAGGUCGACUGCCAGAUGAUCAUCGUCAAGGAGGGUGACGUCGACAUUGGCGCCAACCCCUCGGCUGAGGAGGCUGAGGAGGCUCUUGAGGCCGGUGCCGAGCAGGUCAACAACGUUGUCCACUCGUUCCGCCUCCAGUCCACCCAGUUCGACAAGAAGUCGUACCUCACCUACCUCAAGGGCUACAUGAAGGCCGUCAAGGCCAAGCUCGAGACCACCAAGCCCGAGCGCGUUCCCGUCUUCGAGAAGGCCGCUGCCGCCUUCGCCAAGAAGAUUGUCACCAACUUCAAGGACUACGAGUUCUACACCGGCGAGUCGAUGGACACCGAGGGCAUGGUCGCUCUCCUCAACUACCGCGAGGACGGCAUCACCCCCUACCUUACCUUCUGGAAGGACGGCCUCCGCGAGGUUAAGAUCUAAUCUCAAUCGUCUCGUUGUUGUCUAGGGUGUUCAUCACGUCGCGCGGGAUGCUAUACACUGUGCGAUGAGGUUGUCUGGAGGCGUUUCUGAGGCAAGGGGAGGCAGUGAGGCUGCAGGGGGCUGCGGAAGCUCCAGGAGACCGACGGUGUGAUCAUUCGUCGCUCGGUUAUGGUGCUGCGCUCCGCUUGUAGUCAGAAAUGUUGAGGACCUCCUGCGUGUCAGAUUUAAU